Molecule: messenger RNA, 6083 nt
Organism: Scleropages formosus (Asian bonytongue)
Lineage: Eukaryota; Metazoa; Chordata; Actinopteri; Osteoglossiformes; Osteoglossidae
Product: CSC1-like protein 2
Exons: 23
Coding region: 230-2824 (864 amino acids)
Cellular component (GO): plasma membrane
Molecular function (GO): calcium-activated cation channel activity; nucleic acid binding
Source: RefSeq, a predicted model, not a curated record
GACACACACACCUAGAGCGUCUGCGCAGGCACGACGCAUGAAAAAAGCCUUCAUCUUGCUCUGACGUCCUAGCUUUCAGCAGCACACCGACCGUCACACUCGGCUCUGGGAAUAGACACCUGCCUUUGGCGAGGAGCGCGCCUUUUUCCGCUGUAAUGUGAGGGAAUUUGCUCCGCAGACGCAUCGUCCCCAGGCCACGCGGCGGAUUAUUGAUAGGGACUCAUCUCGGAUGGGAUAUUGUGCCGCUGAAAGGACUGGAGACACAAGACAAGGGGGGGGGGGGAAUCCGUUAGCCGAGCCAGAUGUUAAGGACUUGGUUGUGAAGAUGCUCCCUUUGUGGAUCAUGAUGACGGGUGUGUUUGGGGCACGGGCUUGCACAAAUCCCAGUAUCUGCUUCAAUGAAUCCAAAGACUACUGCUUUUCUGCCCGUAUCAGGAGCACUGUAUUGCAGGGCCUGCCUUUUGGAGGGGUUCCCACCGUCCUUGCCCUCGACUUCAUGUGCUUUCUGGUCCUACUUUUUGUCUUCUCAAUUUUGCGCAAGGUAGCCUGGGAUUAUGGACGCUUGGCUCUGGUAACCGACUCAGACAGUGUGGCCUCAGCUUUGCACUCGGAAACACCUGAUCGAUAUGAGCGACUCACCUCCGUUUCCAGCUCCGUCGAUUUUGAACAAAGAGACAAUGGCUUCUGUUCUUGGCUGACAGCUGUCUUCAGGAUAAAGGAUGAGGAGAUCAGAGAGAAGUGUGGUGAGGAUGCGGUACACUACCUUUCGUUCCAGAGGCAUAUCAUUGGCCUGUUGGUUGUGGUAGGAGUGCUCUCUGUGGGGAUAGUACUGCCUGUCAACUUCUCCGGAGAUCUUCUGGAAAAUAAUGCUUACAGCUUUGGAAGAACUACUAUAGCCAACUUAAAUUCUGGAAAUAACCUCCUUUGGCUUCACACGUCUUUUGCGUUCAUGUAUUUGCUGCUGACAGUCUACAGUAUGAGAAGGCACACAUCCAAAAUGCAUUACAAAGAGGAUGACUUGGUUAAGCGCACCUUAUUUAUCAAUGGGAUCUCCAAGUAUGCUGAGGAAACCCACAUAAAACAACACUUUGAACAGGCUUAUGAGAACUGCACAGUCCUGGAGGCUCGCUUGUGCUAUAAUGUUGCAAAGCUGAUGUCUCUGAAUGCUGAGAGGAAGAAGGCAGAGCGCAGCAAAAAGUUUUUCACUGACCUGAUGGCGAAGGAGCACGUGCCUACAAUGAUCAAUCCCAAGCCCUGUGGUCACCUCUGUUGUUGCAUCAUCAAGGGCUGUGAGGAAGAAGAGGCUGUCAGCUAUUACACCAAGCUUGAAUCCAAGCUGAAGGAGGAAUACAGGAAAGAGAAGGAGAAAGUCAACACAAAACCUCUGGGGAUGGCAUUUGUGACUUUCCAGAAUGAGGCCAUGACUGCAGUAAUCCUUAAGGACUUCAACGCUUGUCACUGUCAAGGUUGCAAGUGUCGUCAUGAGCCCAAGUCAUCUCAGUUCAGUGAUAGUCUGCAUGUACAUAACUGGAGUGUCUCCUAUGCCCCCGACCCACAGAACGUGCGCUGGGAGCACCUGUCUCUUGGGGGCUUCUCCUGGUGGCUGCGCUGUUUCAUCAUCAACUGCAUUCUCUUUCUCUUGCUCUUCUUCCUCACCACACCUGCAAUUAUCAUCUCCACCAUGGAUAAAUUCAACGUCACUAAACCAGUGGAGUACCUCAAUAACCCUAUCAUUACCCAAUUUUUUCCAACCCUGCUGCUCUGGGCCUUUUCUGCCUUGUUACCCACCAUCGUGUACUACUCUGCCUUCUUCGAGGCUCACUGGACAAGGUCAGGGGAAAACAGGACCACCAUGCACAAGUGCUACACGUUUCUCAUUUUCAUGGUGCUCCUUCUUCCUUCCCUUGGACUCAGCAGUUUGGAUGUUUUCUUCCACUGGCUUUUUAAUAAGAAAUUCUUGGAUGAUGCACCAGUCAGAUUUGAGUGUGUCUUCCUCCCGGACAACGGUGCCUUCUUCGUCAACUAUGUCAUAGCCUCAGCCUUCAUUGGCAAUGCCAUGGAUCUGCUACGCAUCCCAGGCCUGCUGAUGUACAUGAUCCGGUUGUGCCUGGCGCGCUCAGCCGCGGAGAGGCGCAAUGUCAAGAGGCACCAGGCGUAUGAGUUCCAGUUUGGCGCUGCCUAUGCCUGGAUGAUGUGCGUCUUCACUGUCGUCAUGACAUACAGCAUCACCUGCCCCAUCAUUGUUCCAUUCGGUCUGAUGUACAUGCUUCUCAAGCACCUGGUGGACCGCUACAACAUGUACUACGCCUACUUGCCCUCCAAGCUGGAUAAAAAGAUCCACUCGGGUGCAGUCACUCAGGUGGUGGCUGCUCCAAUCCUCUGUCUCUUCUGGCUUCUCUUCUUCUCCACUGUGCGCACAGGAUUCGUGACCCCAACGACCAUGUUUACCCUGGUGGUCCUCAUUAUCACCAUUGUGGUCUGCCUUUCCCACAUAUGCUUUGGGCACUUCAAGUACCUCAGUGCUCACAACUACAAGGUACGAGUCACUGUGCUCAAGAUCGACACCAAGGACACGGAGGUGGAUGGAGUGGAAAACGGCCGCCCAGUGUGCUCCACUACCUCACCCACCAACAAGUCUGCACAAAUGUAUAUUGCCCAGGUUCUGCAGGACCCCAGCUCAGACGAGGCAGGUGCAGGCAGUGGAGAGGAAGACGGCCAAGGCUCCUCGCAGGAUGAGGAAAUGAUCCAUGCGGGGAACAGCAUCAAUGAGGCAGACUUCCAGUCAGGAGAGGACAGCCUCAUAGCCAACGAGGUCCACCAGUAACACCUGUUCUGCAGCGGCGAGGUGGGGGCGGGGGGGAUGUGUAGACAAGGGAGGUACUGUGAGAGAAAACAGGAACCAAAGGUAGUGCUGCUCUCCGUCAGAGGAUCAUCACACCAAAAGUUCUCUUCAGAUUCUGAGACCAUUUGCAUGGAAGGAUCAACCCUCUGUGUCAGUCUGCAUCCUUGAGAAGAAGGUAGCUGUGGUGGGGCUGUUGACACAGCACUCUGUUAGUGCACCGUUGCCCAUGCGACAUCACCCACGGCCUGUGCACCGGAGGAGACCGUGCUGAUGCUCUUAAUGAACUACACAAGAACCCAAGUCCUUGGUUGUUUUUUUUUUUUCCGGAUCCACACCUAAGUCAGCACAGCGUUCCCUGGAAUGUGAAUGUUCAGUGUGUUCACACACUUGUAUUUUCUUUACACAAUACUGCUCCUUGUCCUGUAGAUUGAAGCAGGAAAAGCCAACUUCUAAAACGAGAAGCCUUUUUGCCCCUAGUAGAGAAACUAAUAGCUUGCACGUUGACUAGGGUUUUUUAAUCAAGGAAAAGGGAUGUCAUUUGUAAUGUAAAGUACUUGUACAUAAUGAGGGUGGCAACAAACAUGAUGUGUUAGACUGCCUGGAAGUUUUCAGUGUGUUGAGCUGUCGCUUUAGCUUACAGAAUGUGUUUGGUACUUGUGACUUCUGUUCAGAAAAUGACCCAGUGAUACCUCCACAAUAACUUGUGAUCUCCCUGCAGAGCAGAGGUAGUCAUGUUGCCCACAAUACCACUGGAUAGCCCAUGAUGCUCUGGAGUUUGGCCUGCGCUGAAGGCAAGACCUGCAUUAGGUGCAUGCAUCAGAUGUUCUUAGAUGCUUGUCUGGUUUCUUUAAUUAUAUUCCAGGAGGGAAAAAGAUGCCUCUAAAGGUCUCUAAAGUCUCCGUCAGUAUUUUGUACACAGCUUAUUUUUCCUUAUUCACACUCCAUUGUGGUCUCUCAUAUUUUUUAGCAUUUACAUAUUGCUCCUUUGAACAAAAAUCUUUUGCUUACUUUACAUUGGUUCCACAUGCUAAUGAAUAGAGGACAUCUCUUAACUGCAUACUUUUACAAGAACUAAAAGUAAAGAUGAGUGUCUUGCUAAGAAAUGGUCUGAUGGAAAAUAAUUUUUCAUGCACAACGAUUCGUUUCGCUUGCACUUUGGGAUUCUGUUAAAAUGCCAGUGUUUCCAAGUGUUUGAUGAACUUUCACCCCCCCGGGUGUCUCAAAAGGAUGAAGAGUUACAUGUGCCCAAUCCCAAAGUGAAGACGUUCACAAGACAUACCUUCACUAAGGUAUACAGAGCUCAGUCAGACCAAUAACAAACUCACCGACUGUCAGAAUUGUAAUCUACAUUGAUGGUCUGUUCUGUUUUAAUAUACUGUACAUACUGACAUACUGUACUUUGAUGUGUUUUUUUGGUUGUCUCUUUUGCAGUUUUUACUUUCACCUCUGCCUCCUUAACUACUGUAUAUAGAUAUGUGCUUGUAUUUGUUUAGGAAAAUAUAGUUGUGCGAUAUUUUAUGUGACAUUGUACUUACAGUAAGUAGUUCAGCCACUAAGGCUGUAUUUAAAGAAGACAUUUUGAAACUAUGAUCUGUGUGAAUCAUGAGUUCCAAUUCUGUGGCUGAAAAUGCUGGAAAUAUAUAGCCCCACUAUUUUUAUUAUAUAAAGACAAUGAACAUUUUGUGCUGUAGCAACACCACAUUUGUUAGUUCAGAGCAAUACUUAAAAUGUACUGUAUAUUUCAGGAUUACAAAAUUAAUGGCAAUUGAACAAUCCCAAUUUUUAUUACAUUUUUUUGAGGAGACAAUAAUCAUCAGUUUUUGUAGUGUUUGUUUUGUGACCUUUGAUGCAUGGUCUCAGUUUAGAAGCAAGAAAUAGUAGUCCCAUUAUUACACACGGGAAUUACUUUACCUGUGAAUUGAUGUUUUCACAAAUGUCUCAUUCAGUUCUUCAGUGAGGCUAAUUCCAAAGACUGACAUUUCCAAAAAACAUGCCUAAAAGGUACAGUUCUGAUGUAAAUAGAUAUGUCUCCUACCGCAGUGUUUGUGCUUUAAUUUUCAGUUGUGAGAAACCACUUUGUGAGAGUAUUGUUCAGCAGGUGCCUGUUCUCAGUGAUACCUGGAAGUGUCAAGUGUGACUGAGACACAUCGCUGACUUUAGUGUUUGCCCCUUCAAAUAUUCGUACCCUCACAGAGUUUGGUGAACCUUCUCAGUUUUCUAAGAUGAGUAAGGUGUUUUUGUGGUAUUUCCAUACUACUUUGCAGUUUUCCAUUUUGAUCUGCAGGUGGCUAACUGAAAACAAUGUUAUACUGCAGAAUGAGUGAAGGGUGAACGUUGAUACAGAGACCCCUGUACUUACGUAAAUUUGGCUUCCGUAAAUUCGGAUUUACGUAAAAAAUUUCCGGCAUACACAUUAUUUAUAGAUGGCACUUACGCAAAAGAUCUGAAAUACGUUACGUGCAAGUCGGCGUAGCCAGACAAGGCAGGAAGCUGCAUCUUUCCCAGUUGCCGUCUCGCAAGCAUACAGCAAUUGAUUUGGAGAUGAAAUUUAACAUAAUAAGGAAGUAUGAAGGUGGACAAAGAUAGUCGUCUAUAGCAUGGGAACCAGGUUAGUGGUAUGCGAAUACCAUAGUGAAGGAUGCUGCACGUAUAAAGGAGCACGCGAUGAUGUUAAAUGGUGGUGGAGGAGGGGAAUCUAACAUAACUUUUCACUUACGUAAGGGAUUGAAGAACGGUCUAUUUGCGUAAAUCGAGAGGUGUCUGUAUGUCGUCCCAUGGAAAGGCAUUGCUUAAGAUGGCUCACCCUGUGGACUAUAAAGUGUGUUCUGUAAUCUCUUUCAAAACUUGGAUUUAAGUGACAGAAAAUGUUCUUCAGAAAUGUUUUGUGGUAAAAAGAAAUGUUCUUCAGAAAUGUCAAUUUAUCUAAUAAGAUAAAUGAAAAUGUAAAUUUAGUGCAGUUCCUCUUGUCUAACUUUGGGAACUCACGGAUGAAACGUAAGAAUAAAUAAAUGUGUACAGAGACCUGCUUCAGUCUAUGACAAGUGUGUUUCCUCCACAGUGGAAAUGCAUUUAUUAUUACAAGCUGUUGCAGGUUUCAAUAGUUACGCAUUUUUUUAUUCUUAAGUUUCCGAUGUCUCAUUGCAAAGCUAUGUUCUAGUAUGGUAUUAAUAUAUAUAAUGUGAUGUAAUAAAAAUGCAUCAACCUAUUUGUAACUUUAAAGCUGCAUAACUUAGAACAUUUU